Molecule: messenger RNA, 4438 nt
Organism: Thamnophis elegans (Western terrestrial garter snake)
Lineage: Eukaryota; Metazoa; Chordata; Lepidosauria; Squamata; Natricidae
Gene: C1H19orf44
Product: chromosome 1 C19orf44 homolog
Exons: 7
Coding region: 346-2190 (614 amino acids)
Source: RefSeq, a predicted model, not a curated record
GACGGUGCCAUGGACUGGCAGAAGCAGAGCUAAAGCCAAAAUCAAGGUGAGCGAUCCCAUCGAAAGACAGCAGGGAACAAAUACUGCUGAAGUAACGGCUACCGGAGGCCAACUUCCGGUUCCACGCGCAUUCAAGAAACAUUCCCUCGCUCCUAAUUGCUUAUUUUCCUGCCUUUUUUUUAAUCGAUGGUGGAUGCUCAUUGGGUGCCGUUAGGCGUCCUUUCUCUGAUUGAUGUUUUGCCUUCGAGCCGCCGCCCCUCGCUAACUACCAGCGCAUUGGUUGCUACGCGACGCUGAUUCGCUAUCGGCUUUCAACCUCCCGGCCAAUGAGGGAGUCCUACUAGGAUGGCUUUGGACGAAUCAGGAAGGAACAUAUUGGAGCAAGAAGAGAUUGGCAAGAGCAAGCCGCCCAUCCAGGCCUCCAGUAGCAGCACACUCUGUCUUUCCGUGAUCCCCACGGACAGUGACCUGAGCAACCUCUCCAGUUCGAAGAGUCCUUGCGUGGGAAGGGAAGAGACGGGAAAUGUGGGUCCUGCUGGCACCACCCGAGUGGCACAGCCUGGCAGCCGGUUCCUCAAGCAGAAGCCACAGAAUGUGCAGGUGGACAUCCAGCAAGCGGGGCUCGGUCCCAUCUCGAGGGUGGGACUGGGUGCUGCCUCAAAGGGGAGAUCAAAUGCCAUCCUCAGAAAGUUGGCACAGAUAGAGAGCAAGAUCCAGAGCCGGAAGACUAAACAAAGCACGGAGCAGAUGAUACCUGUGAUGGACGUUGAACUCUCGUUGAGUGAAUCUAGUAAGGAUUUUGAAUUGAGGACAGGUGGUUUGAAGUUCCUGAAGAAGACAGCUAGGCUGAAGGAGAGUGUCAAGGCUCAAAUGAAAAAUGUGACUCUUGCAGAUACAACUGGAGAUAGUAAGGAAGAUGCAGAUACAUACAGACAAGAGGUUUCCCAAAAAUCCAAAGGACAGGAAGAUAAAUUCAAAUUCCAACCCAAUGGAAAGUUGCUACCAGAGACAUCUUCCAGUUCAAGAUCUCUGCCUGAAGAAAGUCAAGUGAACAGACCUCUAUAUCAUUCUCCCUAUUCACCAAACAGGGAUACAAGAGCAAGCCAUGUAGCUUCUUGUUCCUCCUCUCCUCCAUCUAUGAAAUACAGUCCAGCAGAUACAAUAUGCCAUAAUAGGAGCUCUAAUUACCAGAAGAAAUCUCUUUCUGAACAGAGUAUUAUCCAAUCCUUGGAUGAGUUGUUCUCAGAGGUGACUGAUGUACAGAAUGAUAUUUCCAGCAACAGUGAUUUCAGAGUGAAUAUUUUGAGCCUGGAUGAACUGGAACCCUGCCAGAAAACAGAAUUAAAAGAAGAGGUAAUAGAAGCAGUUGAGAAGUUAAACAAGAACUUAGGAGGAACAGUUCUGUCUUCUGCUAAUCCUCAAAACCUCUUUAAAACCUCAGCUGUGUCCUUGGAGGAAGAGGAAAACCUGGAAGAAACUGAUAUAUCUGAGCAGCUAAGCAGCAGUUCUGCUGGAUAUUCCCCCUGCAAGGAGGAAAGCCUAAACAAUACCGAGUAUUCUGAAGAUUUUGAGCCCUCAUCAUUUUCUCCCACAUCUAAGGAAGCAGGAGAAUCGUCUUCUGAAAAGUCGGAUGGCCGUUUGGGUGCCUCAGUUCAUUCCAUCCAAUCUCAUUUAUCUUCUCCCUGCUGUCCUUCUGUGGCACCCAAGUGCACCAAAGCUAUAAAGAAGAUAGAGGUGAAAGAAGUAGCUGUUCAGACCGGUUCCUUCUCACUUGCUUAUCAUAGGUUACAAUAUGAUAUUCCUGCUGUUGUUGGCCAUGCAAUACAGCAAAACUCUGCAGAAGCUCCAUGUUUUAGCAACCAUAACUUGAACAUGGAAGUCAUAGAAGCUCUGUCGGUGUACAAUCCAUCUAUCUCUGCUUUGAAUAACAUGUUAAAACAAAACUUGCUGCUUAUUCAGCAGUCCAUAGAGAUCAAUCGACAUCUUCAUGCCUCCUUUGUAGCAUCGCUGGAAGAGGAGGAAUACCACUAUCAUACCUUGGAAGAAGCCAAAAUGGUAAUUUUUGUAAUCUCUAGAUUAUGUGCAUUUAAAAAAAAACCACUUUUUCAGCUUUUCAAAACUAAAUUUGUUGUUUUAUUCUUGCAUUCUGAAUCUGUGACAUUAAAGAUUCAGAAAUGGAGUCUUAAAUAAAAUGUAAAUAAUGCUGCAGAUUAAGUCUUCCACUAUCAUUCAUUCUUGAGAGCUAAAGGGCUAAUCUAGAAAGAUUUGUGUAUCCCAUAUCUAGUACUUAGGACAUGUAUGGGAAAUGUUUUACAUAGUAAAGGGAUGCCUCUCUUCAUAGUGCCUAUCAUUUAGGCGAAUUAACUUAGUUGCUGCAUCAGUCAUAAAACAAAGCCUCUAUUUUGGCUUUUGAGAAUCGCUGAAGGGCCAAGCUUCAGUAACAAUAGCUGCAAUUUUUAAACGGUAAAUUUCAGCUCAUAAACAGCAAGUUUUAAACAACUGAAAACUUUAAAUCCGUACUCUCAACAAAAAUUAUUUCCAAUGUCUUUUGGUUUGGUUAAAAAUAAAACUUUUGUGUAUACAAAACAAAAAUAAAAGAAAUAGGUAUGAGUAUGUGUUAAAUUGUUCCAAACAAUUUAAUAUUAACAAAAAUGGUUCAUUUUUUACAUUGCAUUUGUAAUCUCCAUAUUCCAAUGUUCAUUGAUUUGUAGCAGCUAAGGCUGCUGCUUCAAUCAAAUCUAGUUUAAAGUUUUUAUAUUAUCUGUAUUAUUUUAAAAAAAUGUAGGGAGAGUAUGUUCAUGCACAAUGCUACUUAAAUCUAGUCUGCUUAAUGGUGAUGAGUGAAUUGUUCGUAGAAAGCCCAAACUAGUGUUAAGGAUUAGAGUAAAAAUUCUGGUUGUAGUAAUGGACUAGAUGAAGUCUGACGUUUUCUUAACGAGUGGUUUGUUUAGGUCAAUGUUUUUCAAUCCCAGAAACUGUAAGAUGUGUGGACUUUAACUCUCAGAAUUCCUGAGCCAGCAUGAAGACAUCACAUCUUACCAGUCGCUGAGGCUGAAAAACAACUGAUGUAAACAUUGUUUCAUUGUUCUGAAAGAGCUUUUUAAAAAUAAAGUGCUCGUCUCAAGGCAUAUUUUUAGAUUAGGGAUUGUCAACCCGUGGUAGCAAUAUGGGAUCUCCCCAUGAUGCCAUUUGCGAAAAGGAUGAGGUUAACCAGUUUUGCCCUACACCAGUUGCAGCCAAAUAAAUGAAACCAAACCAAGCUAGUCAUGACCUGUAUGCACACUCCCAAUUUUAAAAAAAUUGUGUUUUAGAGCAUCUUCUUAGGAGGGACAGGGGUUCUCUGUAGCACAUAGUACUUGUAACAAUUUAAGCUACUGUGACAAUUACAGGACUGCUGGAAAAAGAAUUUGGUUUCAGGCUGUACCUUGGUAAUCCCUUGCCUUAAUUACUGCAAUACAUUAUGAGGUAGUUUGGACAUUUCUUAGCACAAUAGAAUAAUUGAAACUAAGAUGUUGUAGUUUCAUAUUGUAUUUUGCAUGAUCUUCAUUGGGUCAAAAAUUAAUUUCUGGUUCCAAUUCAAAGUGCUGUUGUCCUGUAGGAACAAUAAGAAUGUCCCCAAAUUUCUUAGCCAAACUUAAUAUUCUAAGGAUGAGUUGGGAUAAAUGACUGAUCUGAAGCUUUGGAAUGUACUAUCCAGCAAGGCACUUUUGACACACAUCUUUCCAGUGCAAAGACAUUGUGUUACACUUGAAUAUUUUAUUUUUUUUUAAAAUAGUUAUUAAUUUACAUUGGAACGAGAAUGUUACUGAUAGUCUACCAUUAUAUUAUUAUAGUUAGAUUCUGCAAAGCUUCAUUAAUUUUUUAUUUGUAGUUUCAAAGUGCUGCAAUCUUAGUUUUGCAGAUUGACAGAAUUUUUUUAAAAAAAAUACAUUGAUCUAGUUUUAUCCUUUGAUAUUAAAGAUGAUUCUAGGAUUGAUAUGGCUGCAGCAUCAAUACAUCUUCCCCUCCAGAAAUUCAUAAUUCUAAGUGCCCCUAUUCGGAGUAAAGAAAGCUGUGGGCAUGGAGUGGUUUGGUACAUUAUCUUAUUUUUAUCCGGCUUUUUUAUCUUGCAGUAUAUUCAACAGCACAAGCCCCUGCCUUUGACCAUGGAACAAGCCUUGCAAGAGCUGAAAGAAUAUGAACAAAUGGCUUCUUAGGCUCACUAGUCCUUUUCACCCUCAACAGAUAGCACCAGUUUUAGAAAGAGGCUAAAGAAGCUGUUUCUUCAGUCAAGCACAAAGUCUUGGGAAUCACAAAUUGAAAUAUGCAUUCAACUGGAUUUUUGAAGAGAAACCUCAACAGAGAUAAGGGAAUGACUCUUCUUUGCUGCAUUUUGAUGUAAUUAUACAGUGUACAAUUCAGUGCUGCAAAUUAAAGUCAAAUGCUAAACUUUCCUCUA